AUGGCCGAAUUUAUGGAGAAGUCUGUUUUGGGCGACCAUGAGCCCGUCGACAAGGAAGCCUUGGUGGAGGAAGGAGUUGCGAGAGAGAUUGGGCCUGGAGAGCUGGAGUACAUUCCAGACGAUCCAAAGACCGAACGCCUCCUCACCACCAGAAUGGACUUCAAAGUGAUACCGAUCCUGGGGCUUCUGUAUCUGAUUUGCUUCCUCGACCGAACCAACAUCGCCAAUGCUCGUCUAGCAGGUCUCGAGAAGGGCUUGAAUAUGCCAUCCACCGGGUUCAACACUGCAUUAUGGAUUUUCUACAUCCCCUUCGUCCUGGCCGAAGUCCCCAGCAACAUGAUGAUGAGUCUUCCCUGGAUCAAGCCAAACCUGUUCCUAGGAGGUCAAACAUUCAUCCUGGGCGUUCUCGCCAUGUGUCAAGGCCUCACUCAUUCGUACGGAGGACUACUGGGCGUCCGCUUCCUGAUGGGUAUUGUGGAGACGGGUCUUCCAGCUGGAGCUGGCCUGCUCAUUGCCUCGUACUAUCGAAAGAAGGAGCUGAGCUUGCGGUUUGCACUGUUCUUUGCGUUUGGUCAAGCAGGUUCUUGCUUCAGUGGGCUUCUCGCCUACGCGAUUCAAGGCAUGGACGGAGCCGCCGGGCUCGCAGGUUGGAGAUGGAUUUUUGUCAUCGAAGGCCUGGUGACCAUCUUCUUCAGCAUCUUCGUCUUCAUCUUCACCCCUCACUUCCCCGGCAAGGACAAAUGGAUCAGUGAGCACGACCGGGCCAGACUGCUCGCUCGCCUCGAGGCGGACAAGGGCAAAGAGUAUUCCAACCAAAAGCUCGCAAACAACAAGAAGGUCCCCUGGACAAAGGUCGUCUUUGACUACAGGAUUUGGCUCAUGACCUUGUUGUUCUUCUGCUCCGACAUGUCGGCCGGCUCCCUCUCGAGUUUCAACCCCACCAUUCUCAGUCAGUUGGGGUGGAAGGCCCGACGCGCUCAGGUCAUGACCAUCCCAGUCUGGAUUGCCGGCAUUGUGGGCGCCCUCGCCUCGACACUCGCCAGCGGCCGCUUGAACAAACGCUGGCCCUUUAUCCUCCCUGCAAUUGUCGUUUCCAUCAUUGGUUGGACGCUCCACGUCACGUACCAAGCACCCGGCGUGCGGUACUUUGCCCAGUUCAUCAUCUCCGUGGGCACAUUCAUUCAAAUGCCGCUGUACAUCGGUCUCCUCACUGCAAACCUACGCGGCAGAGCCUACUUGUCCUUUGGAACUGCCAUUCAGCUGGGGUUGGGCAAUUGUGCCAACUUCGUAUCCUCGAACGUCUUCAUCACCACGCAGGCACCUCACUACCCUGUCGGGUUCGGCACGGGGUUGGGCAUUACUUGCCUGUCAUUCCCUGUCAUGUUGCUGGUCAUUUUCUUGUUCAUCCGUCACAACAAGAAGAUUGAUCGAAAGUUGGCUUCCCUAGCACCAGGAGAGGUGUUGGACGACCAGAUCGAUUACAAGUAUGUUUACUAG
Molecule: messenger RNA, 1497 nt
Organism: Capronia coronata CBS 617.96
Lineage: Eukaryota; Fungi; Ascomycota; Eurotiomycetes; Chaetothyriales; Herpotrichiellaceae
Exons: 3
Coding region: 1-1497 (498 amino acids)
Biological process (GO): transmembrane transport
Cellular component (GO): plasma membrane
Molecular function (GO): transmembrane transporter activity
Source: RefSeq, a predicted model, not a curated record